Spirodela intermedia is the source of this 2064-nucleotide messenger RNA. The record is from the annotation of a GenBank genome assembly. NCBI's taxonomy places the organism in Eukaryota, Viridiplantae, Streptophyta, Magnoliopsida, Alismatales, Araceae.
AUGAUCCCUCCGGCGGUGGAGCCUCCUUCCGCCAGCUCUCCCAGGAGGGCAACGGAAGGACUCUUCUCACUCUUCUCCCAGUUGUCCUCUCAUAGGCUAGUGGGCCAGCCGUGGGCCAUCUCCUCCUUCUUACUCCUCUGCCUCCUGAUAUUCCUGAAAAUCCCUCCGUAUUUCCCCGCCGGCGGAGUCCGCCGGCCGCCGGUAAGCGCAUGCGACUACUCCUACGGGAGGUGGGUCGUGGACAAGAGCCGCCCUCUGAGGACCUACACGGAGGACUGCCCGUUCCUCGACCCGGGCUUCCGGUGCCGGAGGAACGGCCGGAGAGAUGACGACUACGUCAAGUGGAGGUGGCAGCCCGACCGCUGCGAUCUCCCAAGGUGCGCACGUUCGUCACAAAUCCAACCGUCCCCCGCCCAGUUCUCACCGACCCUCCCGCCUUAGAAGACGUAGCAUUAAUUGAGAAUACGGGCGCUGUUCUAUGAGAUGAUGUGAAUAAGUUUACGAGUUUAACCACAGAUUCAACGCGAGCGACGUGAUGGAGAGGAUCAGGAACGGGAGAAUCGUUUUUGCCGGAGAUUCCAUAGGGAGGAACCACUGGGAAUCCCUGGUUUGUCUGCUGGCGAGGGCGGUGGGGAACCAGUCGAGCAUCUACGAGGAGAACGGGAACCCGAUAACCAAGCACAAGGGCUACCUCUCCAUCCGGUUCUCCGGCCAUAAUCUCACUGUCGAGUACUAUCGGACCCCUUUCCUGGUGACCGUCGGCCGGCCGCCAGCGGACUCGCCUCCCGGCGUGAGGAAGACGGUGCGGGUUGACCGGCUGCACUGGCGGUCACGGCAGUGGGUCGGUGCCGACCUCCUCGUCUUCAACGCGGGUCACUGGUGGAACCGAGACAAAAUAUUCAAGAUGUGAGUGCUUACUUCCUCUGUGGGGCUGCUCCACCACACCGAUCAAUGCGAUAUUAUUCAAAGUAAUUCCACCGAUUAACGAUAAAUGAAGCAGGCACAACGGACUCGAUUAAGGUCUAACACCAACCAUAUAUAUAUAUAUAUAUACAGAUAUGGUUGGUAUUGGUAUAUAUAUAUAUAUAUAUAUAUAUAUUUAUUUAUUUUUCUGAUAUGAGGAUAGCGGCUGAUGCAGGGGUGUGUGUGCGUGUCUUUCAGGGGAUGCUACUUUCAAGAAGGGGACCACGUAAACACCACAAUGGAUGUGAGGGAAGCAUUCAGGAGGUCACUGCAGACGUGGAAACGGUGGGUUCUGCGAAAGGUUGACCAGCGGAGGAGCUACGUGUUCUUCAGGAGCUUCUCUCCGGUGCAUUUCAGGUGAGAAUCUCACAUGUUUCAGAAAGUAAAGUAUCCUUGGAGAUAUCGUAUUUUGCCGGUCGUCGUCAUGCUGCCGUGAUACAAUAGAAAUUAAUCUACGAUAAAACGAUGGUUUUCUCACAUGAUUAUUCUACGCUUUACUUUAUAGUUUUUUUAAAUAAUAAUAAUAAAAAAGGGUUUAGUGACAAGUGAUGGAUGCAGAAGGGCCAAGUAGGGCCGGACUUCAUGGAUGGCAGCCGUGGGCCAUCUUUGAGAACCCCAAGCUCAGCAAGAUCUGGCCGCUAGCAGCCAUAUUUCUAUAGAAGAUCGAUCUUCUUUGAGCAUAUCACUUUUAUCUCGCAUUACUUCCCGAGAAGACCCUCCAAAUAGUUCUUCUGUAGGUAUCCCUAUAGCUAUGCAUUUAUUUAUUUGUUGUGCAGUGGGGGGACAUGGGACAAGGGCGGCCAUUGCAACCUCAGCAAGGUCCCGGACACCAACUUGACGGCGACAGAACAGCCCGAACCGUGGACCAACCGGGCCAUCCUGAAGGCCGUCGAGCAGGUGGGCGCAGGAAAUGGUCGUGCCACGUUUCUCAAUAUUACCUACCUGACAUGGCUGAGGAAAGACGGCCACCCCUCGAACCACAGGGAGCCCGGCACGCCCGUUCCCUUCCCUCAGGACUGUAGCCACUGGUGCCUUCCCGGAGUCCCCGACGCCUGGAACGAGCUCCUCUACGCCCAUCUCCUCCUCAUGGGCAGGCAGUAG